Molecule: messenger RNA, 689 nt
Organism: Pistacia vera
Lineage: Eukaryota; Viridiplantae; Streptophyta; Magnoliopsida; Sapindales; Anacardiaceae
Exons: 1
Coding region: 287-496 (69 amino acids)
Source: RefSeq, a predicted model, not a curated record
GGCAAAAACGGAAAACAUGAAAAACACUUUCACUUUUGGGUUUAUCCAAAAGCAACUCCAAAAUUGAAAAUUUUAUGUUAAUUUAUUGCUUUCCUUUUAAGCCAACAACUCCUAUAACGUCCAAGUCUUGCCUUCACCAUAUAUUAUUCUCUUUUAUUCUUUCAUCAUCUUCUUCGUCGAUAACUUCCUAUAAAUUUACUCAGAACCCACUUCAGAAUCUUCAAGAUCCAAACUUUUUUGAGAGUUAGUGAGCGAGUUGAGUUGUUGUCAAAAGGGCAUUGUCAAGAUGUGUUGCGGAACCAAGAUGUGCAUGUUUUGUAUUUGUUUGAUAGCUGUGGUGGUUCUUAUCGGGUUGCUGUUCGGAUUCGGGGUUUUCAAGAAAGCCUUUCACAAGGCUAAGGAUACUCUGCAUGUUUGUGAUCCAAACGUUCAUGGCUCUCUCUGUGGAAAGGGAAGACCUUUCUUCAAUUAUGUUCCUCCUCCUUCUCCCUUUUAGUUUGAUUCUUGAUUAGUAUUGAAUUUGUUCCUUUUUUUUUUUUGUUUGUUUUCCUUCGUACUUGAAUUAGGAUAUUGUGAUUGUUAAUUUGAUGUUAUGGAUCUAUAUUUUAGUGUUUUGUGAUAUGGGUUUUUAAUAUAGAAUUUAUAUAACAUAUUCUUUGAUUUGUUUUUAAUGUGAUUUGAAUUUUGUU